AUGGCGGAUUCUACCUCAAGCGAUUCUCUCUCGCUAGACAUCGAUUCCUUCUCUCCUUCACCUCAGGAACAUAUCAUCAGAACAGGUCAUGGUUCUGUAUCCGUUGCUGUAUACGGAGACCAGGACAAGCCAGCACUUAUCACGUAUCCAGAUUUGGCUUUAAAUUAUGUCUCCUGCUUUCAGGGGUUAUUAUUUUGUCCCGAGGCAUAUUACCUUCUACUCCACAAUUUCUGCAUUUAUCACAUUAGUCCACCUGGGCAUGAGUUAGAAGCUGUUCCAAUUGAUCCAGAUUACCCAAUUUUUUCUGUAGAUGACUUAGCUGAUCAAAUAGCUGAGGUUCUCAACUUUUUUGGUCUUAGUGCUGUCAUGUGUAUGGGAGUAACUGCUGGGGCUUACAUUCUUACCUUAUUUGCUAUGAAGUAUAGACAACGUGUUAUUGGUUUGAUACUUGUUUCACCUCUAUGUAAAGAACCAUCUUGGACUGAAUGGUUGUACAACAAGGUCAUGUCAAAUUUACUAUACUUCUAUGGCAUGUGUGGCAUGGUAAAGGAAAUAUUGCUGAAGCGGUACUUUAGCAAGGAAAUUAGAGGUGGUACACAAUUGCCGGAGUCAGAUAUAGUCAAAGCUUGCCGAAGGUUGUUAGAUGAGAGGCAGAGUCUGAAUGUAUGGCGGUUCCUGGAAGCUAUUAACCGGAGACCUGACAUAAGUGAAGGGUUGAAAAAAUUACACUGCCGUUCGCUUAUAUUUGUUGGGGAUAUGUCACCAUAUCACUCGGAGGCUCUCCACAUGACUUCAAAAUUGGACAGACGAUUCAGUGCCUUAGUUGAGGUUCAAGCAUGUGGAUCAAUGGUAACAGAGGAGCAGCCUCAUGCCAUGUUAAUACCAAUGGAGUACUUUCUCAUGGGAUAUGGCUUGUACAAGCCAUCCAAGUUGAGUGUCAGCCCAAGAAGCCCCUUGAGUCCUUCUUGCAUAUCUCCUGAGCUUUACUCCCCAGAGAGUAUGGGUUUGAAAUUGAAACCCAUAAAGACACGAAUCUCUCUGGAAAUCUAG
Molecule: messenger RNA, 1050 nt
Organism: Sphenostylis stenocarpa
Lineage: Eukaryota; Viridiplantae; Streptophyta; Magnoliopsida; Fabales; Fabaceae
Source: the annotation of a GenBank genome assembly